AUCUCUCUCUCUUAUUUGAUCUGACACUAAAUUCACUCCUCGAAAACGCCAUCCUUUCUCUCUCCUCCCUUUCUUCCUCCUUCUGCUUCUUUUCAUUAUUUCUUGUUGAAGUUAUCCCCCUCCCCUUCCUUCUCCUGCUGUCUCUCUCUCUUUUCUCUGCACAAAUUUGGAGUCUAGUAUCCAUUUGGUACAACAAACCCUAAACAAAACAGCAAAAAGAAGAAGGGAUUAUUCCCUUUCCUAGGGUUCUAUUCUUUUAGGGUUUUCUUUCAUUUCUUGGCUUAUUCUGUGUUGUUGUUACAAAUCUGAUGAUGCUGCUGAUAUAAAGGUACAAGCUUUUCAUGAUGCUCAUGGUAUAAUUCUGGAAAACCCCCAAAAUACCAAUUUAGGUUUUGAAAAAAAAAAAAAGUUUAGAACUUUGUGCACAGAAAUGUAUUGUAGUUAAAACCCAGUGUUAGAUCAGAAGGGAAAUGAAAUACACCAGCUAGAAAGAAAAAGAGUUUGUUUUUCUUCUAGGGUUUGUGUUUUUAUUCAGUGGGUUCUUUUUUAUUUUUGUUUGAGGGUUUUGAUUAUUAGGUUUUGAAGAUGUUGGAGGGACCUAAAUUUACUGGAAUUAUAGCACCUAAUGCUAAUAAUGCAAACAAUGAAAACAAUUUCUAUAAUUUCACACAAGGGUUUUAUCAGAAGCUUGGGGAAGGUUCAAACAUGUCUAUUGAUAGUAUUGGGAGUUUACAAACUAGUAAUGGUGGAGGAUCUGUUUCAAUGUCUGUAGAUAACAGUAGUGUUGGAUCAAAUGAUUCACACACUCAUAUUUUAAACCAUCCAGGUCUUAAGAAUGUCAAUAAUAAUUACUCUGUGGGUCAUAGUGUUCUCCGUCCUGGUAGGGUUUCUCAUGCAUUGAGUGAUGAUGCAUUAGCUCAAGCUUUAUUCGAUAGUAGAUACCCAACUGAAGGUCUUGAGAAUUAUGAUGAAUGGACUAUCGAUUUGAGGAAGCUUAACAUGGGUACUGCUUUCGCACAAGGGGCUUUCGGGAAACUGUAUAAAGGAACAUACAAUGGUGAGGACGUCGCAAUUAAGAUAUUGGAAAGGCCAGAGAAUAGUGCGGAAAGGGCACAGUUAAUGGAACAGCAGUUCCAGCAAGAAGUUAUGAUGCUUGCUACUUUGAGACAUCCCAAUAUUGUUCGCUUCAUUGGAGGAUGUCGUAAACCCUUGGUGUGGUGUAUCAUAACGGAGUAUGCAAAGGGAGGUUCAGUUCGGCAGUUCCUCAUGAGGCGGCAGAAUCGUUCUGUGCCAUUGAAGUUAGCUGUGAAGCAAGCGUUGGACGUCGCAAGAGGGAUGGCUUACGUGCAUGGACUUGGAUUCAUUCAUAGAGAUCUUAAGUCGGACAAUCUCUUAAUCUCUGCCGACAAAUCAAUCAAAAUUGCAGAUUUUGGUGUGGCAAGGAUCGAGGUUCAAACUGAGGGGAUGACGCCAGAGACGGGAACGUAUCGUUGGAUGGCUCCAGAGAUGAUCCAGCACAGGCCGUACACUCAGAAAGUUGACGUUUACAGCUUUGGAAUAGUUCUGUGGGAGCUGAUCACAGGGAUGCUACCAUUCCAGAACAUGUCAGCAGUCCAGGCUGCAUUUGCUGUGGUGAAUAAAAAUGUGAGGCCUAUAGUUCCAAAUGACUGCCUGCCGGUGCUCAGUGAGAUCAUGACUCGCUGCUGGGAUGCCAACCCCGAGGUCCGUCCUCCCUUCACUGAAGUCGUGAGGAUGCUCGAAUAUGCAGAGACUGAAAUACUGACAACUGUUAGGAAGGCUCGCUUUAGGUGUUGCAUUACCCAACCAAUGACAACGGACUGAGCAACAUUCUCCAACCACAAGCUCAUGAGGAAAAAUAGAAGAGCAGAAGUGAUUUAUGUGUUUAAGCCAGGCAGGUGUAUGUAUUAGCAUUUCUCUUUUUUUUCUUUUUCUUUUUUUUUCUUCUUGCGAACUUACUUCCAGAGGGUAAAGAAAAGGGUACCAUAGAGUCUUGACUGCUGGUUUCUCAGUCUCCAUUUUACUUUCAUCCAUCGAGGAGAUUUGAAGUUGUGUAUCCAAUGAACCCCCUGAAGUGUCAUAUAUGUCUGUUGUGUUUCUUUCAGUAUACUGUUCUGUUCUUUCUUUGAGAAAGCAGGUUUUCUUUGUCUAUUUCCUUUUUUCUUUUUGCGUCGUUUCGAUUUAGGAGAUCUGAAAUAUGUUAAAGUGGGGCUGAUGAUAAUGACCCCCAAUGUGUGUAUUCCUACCCUUUCUGACCCUUCUGAAUGAAUGUAAUGUGUGUUCUGGAUUGCCAGAGCUGUGAGUCUGACAUUCUUUGGUAUACAGCUUUGGUCUCAAUUCAAAAAAAUAUAGAAGCAUGGUUUUCUUUUUA
Messenger RNA from Papaver somniferum (opium poppy), 2389 nucleotides. Its product is annotated as serine/threonine-protein kinase STY13-like. Gene Ontology annotation, molecular function: ATP binding; protein kinase activity. Gene Ontology annotation, cellular component: cytoplasm. The record is from RefSeq and is a predicted model, not a curated record. The transcript has 2 exons. Gene Ontology annotation, biological process: protein phosphorylation; signal transduction. NCBI's taxonomy places the organism in Eukaryota, Viridiplantae, Streptophyta, Magnoliopsida, Ranunculales, Papaveraceae. The coding region runs from base 586 to 1842 and encodes 418 amino acids.